Messenger RNA from Gloeophyllum trabeum ATCC 11539, 549 nucleotides. RefSeq lists its product as uncharacterized. The record is from RefSeq and is a predicted model, not a curated record. Gene Ontology annotation, molecular function: cysteine-type endopeptidase activity. The annotation marks the transcript as partial. The transcript has a single exon. NCBI's taxonomy places the organism in Eukaryota, Fungi, Basidiomycota, Agaricomycetes, Gloeophyllales, Gloeophyllaceae. Gene Ontology annotation, biological process: proteolysis.
AUGUCGGAUGCAAACUCGAUUUUCGCACUUGUCGUCGGAAUCAACGACUACAGUGGUACAGACUUGGCCGGGGAUGGUGAACUGCCUGAGGUGGCCAAUCUCCAUUGCGCGGAGCCUGACGCCAAGAAUAUCCGCAACUUCCUCGUGAAAAGCCUGCACGUUCCAGAGGCAAACAUCGCAACCCUCUACGAUAAACAAGCCACACGAGAAGGAAUUCUCAGCUCCUUCCGCACUCAUCUGAUUGAAAAUGAGCGGAUCAAGAAGGAUGAUCCUAUACUUUUCUACUUUGCAGGACAUGGGACACGGUAUCUCGAUUUCGACCAAUACGAUGAUGAAUUCCAGGAUGAAGACGCGAAUAACAAUUAUGCGGAUACUGGAGGCCGGGAGGAACACAUGCAUGAAGCAAUCUGCCCUGCGGAUCGCAGAGCGGAUGUCGUCUGGGACAUUGAAGACUGGGAGCUUGGGGAUCUUCUCAUGGAGUUAUGGAACGAAAAGGGAGAUAACAUCACGGUUAUUAUGGAUUGUUGUCAUUCAGGUAGUGGCACAAGG